Molecule: messenger RNA, 1434 nt
Organism: Zygotorulaspora mrakii
Lineage: Eukaryota; Fungi; Ascomycota; Saccharomycetes; Saccharomycetales; Saccharomycetaceae
Gene: BCY1
Product: cAMP-dependent protein kinase regulatory subunit BCY1
Exons: 1
Coding region: 1-1434 (477 amino acids)
Biological process (GO): regulation of protein phosphorylation
Cellular component (GO): cAMP-dependent protein kinase complex; nucleus
Molecular function (GO): cAMP-dependent protein kinase regulator activity
Source: RefSeq, a predicted model, not a curated record
AUGCCAUUAGCAGCAGAUCAACAGGUCGAAUAUGAUCUAUACCAGAAGGAGGUGGAAAGACAAAGCCCCGCUGACAUUUUACAGUUUUCUGCGAAUUAUUUCAACAAGAGGUUGGAGCAACAGCGUUACUUCACGAAACAGCAAGAGUCUUUCGCUAGUUCCAGAGGUAUUGAUUUGUUCUCGAAGCCUUCGAGACAUGAAAGCGUAGUGGCAGCUUCUUCCAGUUUUGGAGCCAAGGGAGUUGAGGAUAAAGAUGUGCAGUUCAAGUUGCCGUUCGUGGAUCAGGAUCCCCAUGCGCCAAGAGAUGAACACAUUACAAGUCCUGCAAGCAUGGGUAUGAGCGGCGGUAACGCACUUAAGGAAGAGGAUAGCACCUCGGUUUCAGGAAUUGGCUCUGGCUCUGGGACAGGUUCGGGUGCAAGUUCUGGGGCAGAUCUAGGGAGUGGCUUGUUCAAGGGGAAUUUUAAUGUAGGGAAAGAGGCCAGCGGACGGGUGAAAUCACCUUUAGAUCCCCACAGCGGCAAACACAGCUCCGAUAGGAAGAACAUUGUGAAUCAUCAACCGCUACCAUUGAGAUUCAAUGCGGAAAGACGUACAUCUGUUAGUGGUGAAACUUUCCAGCCUGAUAAUCUUGAUGAUUGGACACCAGAACAUUAUUCUGAAAAGACCCAAGAACAGCUAACCAGAUUAGCAAAGUCAAUUGGUAAGAAUUUUUUGUUUAGCAAGCUAGACCCUGACUCAAAAACUUUGGUGAUCAAUUCAUUGGAAGAGAAAAACAUCAAGGCAGGUACCCAAAUCAUCAGACAAGGAGAUGAGGGUGAUUACUUUUAUGUUGUUGAAGAGGGUACUGUAGAAUUUUUCGUUGAUAAUAAAAAAAUAAGCUCCUCAGGUCCUGGGUCAAGUUUCGGUGAACUGGCAUUAAUGUACAAUCAUCCAAGAGUGGCUACCGUGAUGGCGUCAACUGACUGUAUAUUAUGGGCUCUCGACCGGAUUACUUUUAGAAAAAUAUUACUGGGCAGUUCUUUUAAGAAGAGAUUGAUGUACGACGAGCUAUUGAAGAUCAUACCCAUUUUAACUUCUCUGACAACAUACGAUCGUGCGAAAUUAGCCGAUGCAUUGGAUACUGAGUAUUACGAACCAGGUCAAGUAAUCAUCAAACAAGGUGACAGGGGAGAGAAUUUCUAUCUCAUUGAGUAUGGUGAAUGUGACGUAUCUAAAGCAGGUGAAGGUAUUGUUGCACAUUUAAAGGCCCACGAUUAUUUCGGUGAAGUUGCUCUAUUGAACGACUUACCGCGUCAAGCAACUGUCACAGCAAGAACGAAGACCAAAGUAGCAACCUUAGGCAAAAGCGGAUUUCAAAGAUUGCUUGGUCCCGUCGUAGAUGUGUUGAAGUUGAACGAUCCUACUAAGAAAAGCCAUGAAAGUACUAAAUGA